Molecule: messenger RNA, 2416 nt
Organism: Rhodamnia argentea
Lineage: Eukaryota; Viridiplantae; Streptophyta; Magnoliopsida; Myrtales; Myrtaceae
Exons: 3
Coding region: 531-2225 (564 amino acids)
Biological process (GO): sesquiterpene biosynthetic process
Molecular function (GO): cyclase activity
Source: RefSeq, a predicted model, not a curated record
AAAACCUCAUUUUUCCCCGAAAAAAAAACAAAAACAUCCUUGUUUAUUUCUUGCUCUUUUUGCGGUUUUCGGGUUUUCAACUAGCAGGUUGCUUACCGGUUACUGUAUGCAGAAUCCUCACAUUCAGGCGAACCGUGUUCUCCCAGACAGAUGAGAUUUCGUUGGAGAGAUGACCCUCCCAAAUGUCGAAUCUUUGCGAGAUGAUGAUAUUCUUCUUCUCGCCAAGAUGCUUCCUCUCCGAGUGAACAACCGUUUGCCAGGAACACCAGCGAUUCCCCCUUCUUUUGCUUUCGAUCUCGGUGGGUCGUCGUUGUAAAGGGACGGCGACACGCUGUAAGCGAUUUUCUGGGUUCCUCUCGUUGGUUUCCGAAGAUUUAAGCUUUUGGGUGUUGGGAUGCAAUCGAGUCUUCUCUCUGUUUGAUGUCGAUGUUGGUGUGAUUGUUUGCCAGGCAAUAACUGUAGUAGAUAUUGUAUAAUUUCACAGAUAGUGACCCAGAGACUUUGGAGGAAGCUUCUGUUUUUACAUCAAGAUGGUUCUAACUGAUAAUGGAAAGGACAAAAAGGAAAUCGAGGAGCUUAAUGAUAAAAGCAUUAAGGUCUUGAAUUCUGUUAAUAUCUCGGUAUCUCGAAGAACGCUGUUGAGUGAUGAGAACCCGGAGAAGGGAUUUUCGAAUUCGUUGAGUGCUCUGCCCAAUCGGUUGAAGUUCCUGAAAUUCGGGUCUGCUUCUGCCAAGUUCAAGCGGAUAGCUGAGGAAAGAGAUGAGAUUUCGCGUGCCGUCGCUUCAUCUUCGAGCAGUCAUAGGGUCAGAGAACGCUUCAAUGUGAUGUUUAGUCGGAAGAUUGAUUGGGGCUCACUUAUGAGAAUGUCCAAAGAAUGGAUCAGAGACCCGAUGAACAUGGCCCUUUUUGUGUGGAUCACCGCUGUGGCUGUGUCCGGUGCAAUCUUGUUUUUUGUCAUGACAGGAAUGCUCAACAGCGCACUCCCCAAAAAGUCCCAAAGGAAUGCUUGGUUUGAAGUUAACAAUCAAAUUCUCAAUGCACUCUUUACUCUCAUGUGUUUAUAUCAACAUCCUAAGCGGUUCUACCACCUAGUACUUUUGUGUAGAUGGAGGCCAGAAGACAUUUCCAGAUUGAGAAAAAUUUACUGCAAGAACGGGACUUAUAAGCCCCAUGAAUGGGCACACAUGAUGGUGGUUGUCAUUUUGCUACAUAUUAAUUGUUUUGCUCAAUAUGCACUUUGUGGACUGAACUUAGGAUACAAGAGAUCUGAACGACCAGCUUUGGGGGUUGGCAUUUGCAUAUCAGUCGCAAUUGCUGCACCUGCAUUUGCUGGUGUUUACUGCAUUAUCAGUCCUCUAGGGAAAGAUUAUGACUCUGGAAUCGAUGAGGAAGCUCAGGUCCAAAUUACCGAUGAUCAAAAGAAGGAGCUAGACAAGUUGAGAGGGAAGGCACUUGAGAGGAGGUAUUCAUUUGCACCGAGAGAUGAACAUAUAAUUGUUGAAAACAGACCUAGGUGGAGUGGACGGAUACUUGACUUUUGGGAUGAUAUCUCUUUGGCAUAUCUUUCACUCUUCUGUAGCUUUUGUGUUUUUGGGUGGAACAUGGAGAGACUUGGGUUUGGUAACAUGUACGUCCACAUUGCCACAUUUAUUCUGUUUUGUAUGGCCCCUUUCUGGAUAUUCAAUUUGGCUGCUGUUAAUAUUGAUAAUGAAGCUGCGAGGGAGGCUCUUAGUGUUGCCGGAAUCAUCCUUUGUCUGUUCGGUUUACUUUAUGGUGGCUUUUGGAGGAUCCAAAUGAGGAAAAGAUAUAAUUUGCCGCCUUAUAAGUUCUGUUGUGGCAAACCGGCGAUUACUGAUUGUGCACUCUGGCUUUUCUGCUGCUGGUGUUCUCUUGCUCAAGAAGUACGAACUGGGAAUUCUUAUGAUAUUGUGGAAGAGAAGUUCUGCAUAAAACAAAGGGAUGACGCUGAGCAGGCGCCGAUUUCUCCCUUGCCUAAUGAAGAUAGAGUGUCCGAAUUCAGAUCCGGUCCGGCUUCCCCAGCUGGUAACAUCUCUAGCUCACCUAAGAAUGCUGCAGGUAAUUCUCCAAGUCCAAGCAGGUUUCCAAUUGGAGGCCACAGUCCUUAUAGGAAGCUUAAUGUAGUGAAAGAAGAACCUUCUCCACGAGCUAAGGAUGAAAUUAUGAGCCCACCUGCUCCAAUGCUGAUUCACAAAGAAGCCCAGUAGGCUUCAGAAUUUUUUGCAAUAGUAUUUGAGCUUAUGAGGUGUGUCAUAUGGUAGAGUGUGUCUGCAGAUUUCUGUGCUUGAGGUAAUAUGCUUCUAUUGCUUUUCAAUUGAUUUGUCGUUCUUAGGAUAAUUUUACCUUGAAAAAAUAAAUGAAAUGAUUUGUGUAUAUUGAGCGUCUGUAGAUUCCGUUU